Messenger RNA from Propithecus coquereli (Coquerel's sifaka), 3025 nucleotides. It is a transcript of the gene RRN3, whose product is annotated as RRN3 RNA polymerase I transcription factor homolog (S. cerevisiae). Bases 86 to 1831 code for a protein of 581 amino acids. The record is from RefSeq and is a predicted model, not a curated record. Gene Ontology annotation, molecular function: RNA polymerase I core binding; RNA polymerase I general transcription initiation factor activity. Gene Ontology annotation, cellular component: nucleus. Gene Ontology annotation, biological process: transcription initiation at RNA polymerase I promoter. NCBI's taxonomy places the organism in Eukaryota, Metazoa, Chordata, Mammalia, Primates, Indriidae. The transcript has 16 exons.
CUUGCACGACUUCCGGGGCGGAGGCUGGGGCUCGAAGGGGCACGGCUUCCGGCGUGAGGCGCAGCGGUAGCGUUAUUUCGGCCCAAUGGCGGCCCCGCUGCUUCACACGAGGUUGCUCGGUGAUGCGUCCGCUCCGGCCUCUGCGGUCAAGAAGCUGGGCGCGUCGGGGACCGGGAUUUCAGAUAUGCUUGCAUUAGAGAAUGAUUUUUUCAAUUCUCCCCCAAGAAAAACUGUUCGGUUUGGUGGAACUGUGACAGAAGUCUUGCUGAAGUACAAAAAGGGUGAAACAAAUGACUUUGAGUUGUUGAAGAACCAGUUGUCAGAUCCAGACAUAAAGGAUGACCAAAUCAUUAACUGGCUGCUAGAAUUCCGCUCUUCUAUCAUGUACUUGACAAAAGACUUUGAACAGCUUAUCACUAUUAUAUUGAGGUUGCCUUGGUUGAAUAGAAGUAAAACAGUGGUGGAGGAAUAUUUGGCUUUUCUUGGUAAUCUUGUGUCAGCACAGACUGUCUUCCUCAGACCAUGUCUCAGCAUGAUUGCUUCCCAUUUUGUACCUCCCCGAGUGAUCAUUAAGGAAGGCGAUGUAGAUGUGUCAGAUUCUGAUGAUGAAGAUGAGAGUAAGUAUAAAAAUCUUGAAUGUUAUGUUCAUAACUUACUAAGGAUUAGUGUGUAUUUUCCAACAUUGAGGCAUGAAAUUCUGGAGCUUAUUAUUGAAAAGCUACUCAAGUUGGAUGAUGAAGAUGAAGAAACUGUACGUGAAACAGAAGCUGAUCCUGAACGGCCAGGUCAGAUGGUACAUCCUGUAGCUGAACGCCUGGACAUCCUGCUGUCCUUGCUUUUAUCCUACAUUAAGGAUGUCUGCUACAUAGAUGGUAAGAUUGAUAACAACAAAACAAAGGAUUUAUAUCGCGAUCUGAUAAACAUCUUUGACAAACUCCUGUUGCCCACUCAUGCCUCCUGCCAUGUACAGUUUUUCAUGUUUUACCUCUGCAGCUUCAAAUUGGGAUUUGCUGAAGCAUUUUUGGAACAUCUCUGGAAAAAAUUGCAGGAUCCAAAUAACCCUGCCAUCAUCAGGCAAGCUGCUGGAAAUUAUAUUGGAAGCUUUUUGGCAAGAGCUAAAUUUAUCCCUCUUAUUACUAUAAAAUCAUGCCUAGAUCUUUUGGUUAACUGGCUGCACAUGUACCUUAAUAACCAGGAUUUGGGAACAAAGGCUUUUUGUGAUGUUGCUCUCCACGGACCGUUUUAUUCAGCUUGCCAAGCUGUGUUCUACACUUUUGUUUUUAGACACAAGCAGCUUUUAAGUGGAAACCUGAAGGAAGGUUUGAGGUAUCUUCAAAGUCUAAAUUUUGAACGUAUAGUGAUGAGUCAGCUAAAUCCUCUGAAGAUUUGCCUGCCCUCGGUGGUUAACUUUUUUGCUGCUAUCACAAAUAAAUACCAGCUAGUCUUCUGCUAUACCAUCAUUGAGAGGAACAAUCGCCAGAUGCUACCAGUUAUUAGAAAUACAGCUGGAGGGGACUUGGUGCAAACCUGCACGAACCCACUUGACACCUUUUUCCCCUUUGAUCCUUGUGUGCUUAAGAGGUCAAAGAAAUUCAUAGAUCCUAUUUAUCAGAUAUGGGAAGACAUGAGUGCUGAAGAGCUUCAAGAGUUUAAGAAACCCAUUAAAAAGGAGACACUAGAAGAUGAAGAUGAUGAUUUUUUAAAAGGUGAAGUGGCCCAGAAUGAUACUGUGAUUGGGAUUACACCAAGCUCCUUCGAUGCGCACUUCCGAAGUCCUUCAAGCAGCGUGGGCUCCCCACCUGUGUUGUACAUGCCAGACCAGUCCCUGUGACCUCGAGGAUUCGUGACUGAAACGAGCCCCGUGCCUCCCCACCGUGCCCUUCGGCACCUGGUCUGUGCUGCUUGGGCGUUGCUUGAACUAUGAUGAGUAUGUGCCUCAGGCAUUGUACUUGCAAGUUAGAUUUAAUCUAGUGUCUGAACAGAAAUGUGGUUUUUUUUCUUUUUUGUUGUCCUGACAGACAAAAGGAAAAGACUGAAUAUCAUGUGCAAUAUUUUACAGUGGAGUUCAUGAUAAAUUUCGAAGACUGCCUGUUUAAUGUGUACAUUUUUUUGUGUUACCAGUUUUUGACAUAAUUGUGAAAUUUCUAGUAUGGCCAGCAGCCUGUUUUAACAGAUUGCUUUUUUAACAUAGGUUUGUGUCAGAGGCAUAGUCAUAGGACUUUGUUCAGCUGCUUUCAGUGAAAGAUCCUCUAAGGUAAAUCCUCUCUUUACCUCUGUUUAACUAAACUGUGUUUAUUUUGGCUACACUGUUUAUCUUCUGCUGUGACUGUAUUUGUGUGUUGGCAUUUCAGUGGCAGGCAGAGAAGCUAGACAGAAAGUGGGGAGAUGGCCAGUCUGGGACGCUGAGCUUUGGAGCUGGUACUGAAAGGGAUCUCUGGGGACUUCAGAGACCAAUAAAAGUCCGUAGGGAAGAGAUCAAGGAUUUAGGGAAACAGAAUCAGACAGAUGACAUACUUGUGCAGUAUAAAAAUGGAUUUAAAAGAAAAAUUGAGGUCCAGGUAAACGUAAUUCCCCUUGGCCGCAAGUGGGUGUGGACCUGUAUAAGCACACGACACAGUAUUUACACUUGGGCUCUCAAACAUCCUAUUGGAACUGGAGCUGCUCAUUUGUAGCAGCUGUAUCAGAUUAUUUUGACCAGCAUCAGUUCGUUAUUUUAUGAAUUAGUUUGUCCAAAGGGGGAAAAAACUUUUUUUUUUUUUAGGUUAUUUGGUGGAAUGGUUUUGCUAGCAACAAUAGACUGAAGUUACCACCGCAGUCUUUGUCUAAUGGCUGUGCAUAUCAUGGAUUUAGCUUGGGGAAAUCCUUCUCUCCAAGCUUCUUUUUAUAUUUUUAUAACUGAACACAGGGGGGUAGUCUAAGACACCCUCGCUUUAUAAGAAAUUUGUGCAAGCGCUGCUAGAGUCAUUUUGAAGCUCAAGCAUACUUUCGCUUUCUUAUAUGUGUACUUUUUUGUUUACUUGUGAAA